GCAUGUUCUAUUCGUGUGGCUUCUGCUGUGGCCGAUGAGACCAAUAAUUUGGAAGAAAAAGGUUUCCCUCGUGUUGAAAAUCUAAAAGCUCCACUUCCACCUGUGGAUGUGCCCAACUUGCGUGCUUCUCUCUUGGUUUCAGCAUUUCUUAUUUAAUUUGUGAAGCCUCUGUGGACAUUUCAAUGCACAAACUCCACCAGAAAUGCAGACGUCAUACUCCGAUGUAAGUUUUUGAAGGCGAAAGCGGAAGCGACGCGCCCUCCUUAUUUCUGUCAGCCAUUUGCAAUUGCCGAAAAGCCUUGGGAUACAGGGCAAAGCAACUGAAUAAAUGUGCGAAUGUUUUUGGAAGAAGGAAAUCCAUAAACCAAAACUUAGCAAACGGGUUAAGGGAACAAACGCCACUAGCAAGCGGCAUGGUGGCCAUCACUGCACGCAUCCAGCACUGGCACAAGGAAAUCUCAGAGGUGAUGGAGAAGCCCAGACUCAUGGUCACUGUCAUUGUUAUAGGAUUCUUCAACUUCUGGUUGGCCAGUGAGCAGGUCCGGAUGACCCUUCACCUGCUGCAGUACAUGAGACUGGCCGAACCUCGAGACUCUCAGAGGCUCCUGGACCGAUACUUCCUCUUCGGACUAUCCAUCUUCGCCUUUGUUUGGCUGGACCUCAUGAUACUGAACCUCAUCUUGAUUCCAAUACGGAACAACGUCAAGCCGAGAGCCGAGCGAAGGAACCCCGUCAGGUCUUGUCGAAAGACUUCUUCAGCGUGACGAGCCAAUCAUGUGUCUUGGAAAGCGUGACUAGCCAAUCAUGGGCCUUGGAAAACAGUUGCUAGAUUAACUGCCGGGCGAAGGACUGCUACCUGGAACGAGACUGAGCUGUCCCCAUCCCCCGACCACAUCUGAAAACUUCAGAUAAUUACCUAUGUAUUUUGUUUAUUUGUUUGUUUUUGGUUGUUGUUUGUUCGGGGUUUUCUCUUUAGAAAUCAUUUAAUUAUGUAUUCACUGUCGACAUUUUAGCAUGAAUACGCCUUGUCCACUUCGUUUACAUGCAAUCGUAUGUGUAUAUGUCAUGAUUUUGUCAGCAAGACAGUAAUCAGAAAGACAUGGGAACUUUUUCAAUACUUUUUUUUAAAAGAGAGAGAGA
This is a messenger RNA of Aplysia californica (California sea hare), 1140 nucleotides long. RefSeq lists its product as uncharacterized. The transcript has 4 exons. The record is from RefSeq and is a predicted model, not a curated record. The coding region runs from base 414 to 764 and encodes 116 amino acids. Lineage: Eukaryota; Metazoa; Mollusca; Gastropoda; Aplysiida; Aplysiidae.